Exophiala aquamarina CBS 119918 is the source of this 1245-nucleotide messenger RNA. RefSeq lists its product as uncharacterized. Bases 1 to 1245 code for a protein of 414 amino acids. The record is from RefSeq and is a predicted model, not a curated record. NCBI's taxonomy places the organism in Eukaryota, Fungi, Ascomycota, Eurotiomycetes, Chaetothyriales, Herpotrichiellaceae. The transcript is spliced from 2 exons.
AUGUUAGCCAAUGACUCUAGGGAGUCUAUCCUCCCACCCUACCCCGGGUCCUAUACGGGUUACCUAGGCACUGAUGGUCCUUCGAACUCACGGCCGCUUUCGGCGAAGGGUUUGGCACCCAACAAAUACACUCACGUGCCACAAAAGUAUCAGAAGAGAUCGAGCUUCUUCUACCGUUAUGCAGGCAUUUGGCGAGCCUUACCCGCUGUAUUAGCGGUGAUCAUUUGGUCAACACAAAUGAUAUAUUUUUUCUUCUGGUUCAUCACCCGGCCAGCAAAUGAGGAUGGUUCAUGGCACAGAAUUGGCGCAUCAUACGCGGCAUGGCCGUUUAUAUCAUGUAUUGGUGCAGAAAGACAGUUGUGCUUCAAACUUGCCAGUAUCAUUGUGGCAUGUCUCCUUUGGACAACUUUUGGAAUCGACUACUUCAUAGGACGGAAAGCCCCCGUGGGAAAGUGGCUCCGAUUGGGCAAAAUGGUGUUUUCGAGCAUAUCCUCGGCCUUUCUCAUCGCGCUGGCAUUUUCAAGCGUGGACGGACAGCGCAAGAAUCACCUUAUCUUUACCAGCUUCCAGAUUAUCCUCAUGGCAUUCGCCAAGGUUUGCGACUGGUAUCUUAACCGAACCAUGAGAGAGUGGCUUCCAAAUAACCGACAUUUGCAAGUUUCGAAAGCAUGGAAACGAGUUGCAGCAUCCAUUGCACCACCUGCGGGUCUAUUAGUUAUGCUUGGAAUCUAUGGUUGUACCGCCAAGUUUGUCAAUGAUACGGUCGUCUUCACGAGCCAAUGUUGGUCGCUAGUGAGCUUCGCAGCGACGGCCGAGUGGACACUGAGUACACUGUGGAUGAUAUUCGUGGGCACAGUUGCAUACGACAACUACCACCUUGAGAAUACGGUCCAGAUGUUGCUGAUGACGCCUCGUCCACUCAAACGGGAAAAGAACAGACUUGGCUUUUGGGCAACGCGGUGGUUCAAGACGAACCAGGGCGGGCACGACCUCGAAAAUUGGGGUGGGCGACCAGAGGCCAGACGGGUCAUUAAGGCCAACACAGAUUUGGAUCAGGAAACACGAAGCAUGUUUGAACGAGACUCGAUCGUGGGAGGCAUGGAUGAGCCAAGAGUCGAAGAGUACAGCCCAUUACAGCACCAAGGACGCACCGUGAUACCAUCCAUUCCGAGCCGAGUCGGACGAGACUUGUCGAAUCGUGGGUAUCAGCAAGUAAGCAGUUCACCUUAUGCGGAGGGUCCGUGA